This is a messenger RNA of Mus musculus (house mouse), 8761 nucleotides long. RefSeq names its product vascular endothelial zinc finger 1 (gene Vezf1). Gene Ontology annotation, cellular component: nucleus; nucleoplasm. NCBI's taxonomy places the organism in Eukaryota, Metazoa, Chordata, Mammalia, Rodentia, Muridae. The record is from RefSeq and is marked validated. Gene Ontology annotation, molecular function: DNA-binding transcription activator activity, RNA polymerase II-specific; DNA-binding transcription factor activity, RNA polymerase II-specific; RNA polymerase II transcription regulatory region sequence-specific DNA binding. Gene Ontology annotation, biological process: positive regulation of transcription by RNA polymerase II; positive regulation of DNA-templated transcription; positive regulation of endothelial cell differentiation. The transcript has 6 exons. Bases 2705 to 3379 code for a protein of 224 amino acids.
AGUCUCGCUCCGCGACCCGCUCGAACGUUCGCUCCGGCCCAGUGGGCGACGGGAAGCGGAGAGGGAGCGCAAAGUCCGCUUACAAAGCCCCUAGAUGAGUCACUCAUAGGGAGUAUGGGGGUCUUCGCUUCUUCUUUUUUUCCUUUUGCCAGAAACUUCAAAGCUAAUGUUAGCGGAUACUUCAGCCAUACCCUUCUCCUACCACUUUAAUGCGGGACCCCUGAUUGGAACUUUUUCCCCCCUCUGCUUCCUUUCUGUUUGCAAAUGCAUUGAUGAGCAGUAGAGAUAAGCACAUGCAGAAACUUCAGAACUGAAGGUUAGGGAGCUAGUCGUUUUUAAAAUGUGUCCUUCCCGCCUCCCUCUUUGGAGUUUUCCUAAAUACUUCGUGAAAUUCCAAACGCGUAGCUUGGGCGCUUGAGACCUUUGGAAAUGCAGAAUCUUCAAAAGAUUAUACUCUCCGCAUCUGGUCCCAUCCCGGUGGAGUUAAUACGGGGAAUUGGAGAAUUCAAAAUUACCCAUUGUGUAAUCUGGCUUGUCCUAUUAAGACAUGUUUCAAAUGUGAGCAUUUUUAUUUUAGGUAAUUAUUGAAAUAAAUGGGCUUACUAAAGUUGGAAAUUCUUAAGAUUUUGCAACUCCUGAACGUCCCACUUUAUCAUCCUUAAUCUGGUAUUGAUUUUAUUGUGCUUUGAUGAGUUUGUUAAGAAAGUGAUGGUCAAAAAAAAAAAAAAAAGAAAGUGAUGGUCAACUUAAGAAUGGAUUGGCAAAGAAGUACGGAACUAGCUGGCAUGAGGGUUGGUGCAAAGACGGUAAAUGCUUUCUUUAGAAAAAGCUUACUUACAAAUGAUCGUUUGACAGUAAAGGACUGAUGAGUUUUAGACGCAGUUUAAACAAUAUUACAUUGGGUGUCUGUAAACUCGAUGGAGGUGGAACAAAGCAAGCCCCUUAUGUGAAGGAGAAACCCAUAGUUCAUCUUUGGGAAGUUAGUUGAAAGAGCCUACAAAAUACUUUUAAAAGCUAUUUGAACUAUUCUUUUCCCAGAUAAAGCUAAUGCCAGCCUAUUAAUUUUUUUCCACCUGAUGAGGAGAUGUGAAAGCUCAUAUUUAAUCCUGGACAUGCAGUGUGUGCUGUGAAAAAUCUUUGAAGAGCUGUAAUUUAAAGCUGAGGACAGUGAAUAAAGAAGGCCCUUCGUAUGGAAAGGUGGAAUAGACAUGCAGUUCUAGUUCUCAGAGAUCCCCACCAGGGAAAUGCAGAGUUAAACUCUGUGUCUGGGAGCACCAUGUUGUAUUUAUAUCUUUAAGCAAGUUUUAAUAACCUGCCUGCUUACCAGAUAACACGGUGGGAAGUGAAAGUGUAGCUCUUAAAAUAUGUGAUGGGUGAUUCGUACAGGACAUUAGAGAGAUGACUCACCGAUGCUAAUUUGUUUCAGUACAGAAUCUUUUACCCUCUAGCAAUGGAGAUUUCAUGGUUCCACAUCCUACCACCCUGAGUGUUGAAAUAACAUUUCUGGUUUUGUUGUUGUUGUUUGAUUGGUUCCUUGGUUUUGCUUUAGUAAGUUAGUUAGUUUGUUAGUUAGUUUGUUUGUUUGCCAGUCCCAGAGAAAGGAAAUCUUGGGCAGGGUGAGAGCUGUGUACUUGCGUUAGAACAUGAAAUUUAAACUUUGAUGUGAUGAUGCUAGUCAAAUAAAAGCUUACUGAGAACAUAUAUUUGAGAAAUAAAUCCCCUCACUGAAAGGCAGGCCAUGGUUGUUAUUCAGCUAUCCCUCAGAGAACAAGUUGAGGAAAAUUGGCUUUCUUAGCCAGUGGGGAAGUGUGGGCUCCCAGCAGUCUUCAGAGACUGAUUAUUCUAGUGGUUCUAUAGGAUUUUACUCAAGACACGGGGACCUGGGGUGGCCCUCUGAGUGAGCUCCAACAAUGCUGUAAACCAGUUUGUACCGCACAAACAUCUGAAUUGGUGAAUGACAGGAAUUUCUUUUAGUAUUCCAUCCUACCAAUGGUUGUUUAGAAUUGAAAAAUAGCUCAAAUGUUAUAAGUUUGAACUUUGUCCAGAAGAUUUGCAUUCCGCGGGGUCUGAUCUGUUAGCCUUUGAAACUGUAUAUCCUGAGCUAGCUUCAGCUCUUAACUGUUUGCAGUCUGUAUGGAAACUUGGGCAUCCUGCCUAGCUCGAGAAAGAGUAAGCUCAGAGGCCAAAUUCUGCUAUCACCUGAGUGGAUGGACCCCACAUUCUCAGAGCUGCACAAAUUAAAUGGGACUGAGCUGUAAUUCAGUAACCGGCCCACGAAGCAUCCCAUCACCAACAGCAGGCAGCGCAGAACAGCUUGCUGCCCCUCCUGAGUUCUGCUGUGGAGCCCCCUGAUCAGAAACCGUUGCUUCCAAUACCAAUUACUCAGAAACCUCAGGCUGCACCAGAAACAUUAAAGGAUGCCAUUGGGAUUAAAAAAGAAAAACCCAAAACUUCGUUUGUGUGCACUUACUGCAGUAAAGCAUUCAGGGACAGCUAUCACCUGAGGCGCCAUCAGUCCUGCCACACAGGGAUCAAGUUGGUGUCUCGGGCAAAGAAAACCCCCACCACGGUGGUUCCCCUUAUCUCCACCAUUGCUGGGGACAGCAGCCGAACUUCGUUGGUUUCAACUAUUGCAGGCAUCUUGUCAACAGUCACUACAUCUUCCUCGGGCACCAACCCCAGCAGCAGCGCUAGUACCACAUCAAUGCCUGUGCCCCAGUCUGUCAAGAAACCCAGUAAGCCUGUCAAGAAGAACCACGCCUGUGAGAUGUGUGGGAAGGCCUUCCGGGAUGUGUACCACCUCAAUCGGCACAAGCUCUCCCAUUCGGACGAAAAGCCCUUUGAGUGUCCUAUUUGUAAUCAGCGCUUCAAGAGGAAGGACCGGAUGACUUACCAUGUGAGGUCUCAUGAAGGAGGCAUCACCAAACCCUAUACUUGCAGUGUUUGUGGGAAAGGCUUCUCAAGGCCUGACCACCUAAGCUGUCAUGUAAAACAUGUGCAUUCAACAGAAAGACCCUUCAAAUGCCAAACGUGCACUGCUGCCUUUGCCACCAAAGACAGACUACGGACACACAUGGUGCGCCACGAAGGCAAGGUAUCAUGUAACAUCUGUGGGAAGCUCUUGAGUGCAGCAUAUAUCACCAGCCACUUAAAGACACAUGGGCAGAGCCAAAGUAUCAACUGUAACACGUGCAAACAAGGCAUCAGCAAAACGUGCAUGAGUGAGGAGACCAGCAAUCAGAAGCAGCAGCAGCAGCAGCAGCAACAGCAGCAGCAGCAACAACAACAACAUGUGACAAGCUGGCCAGGGAAGCAGGUAGAGACACUGAGACUGUGGGAAGAAGCUGUCAAAGCAAGAAAGAAAGUACCAAAAGUUUGAUCCUCUAGAGUGAAAAGAAGACUGGAGGGGAGGCAGGGAAGUGGCACCCAAGACAGAAACGCCUUCCUUUGAGCAGAGAUGAGAAGAACCCCAGCAUGGCACCAUCACCCAGGAAGCAGAAAGCGCGUGGGCCUUCUCCCAUCCCCACUCAUGCACGCUUGUGUUCCUGUUGCAUUUCACUCGGUUCUGUUUGCUCUGCACAAUAAGACUUGUUCAGCUCAUCUUCUGACCUGCAUUAAACAGAAUGCUAUUGUGUUCCUGUUUGUAGCCGGGGUUGCUCUUUGUUAGUAAUACCACAUUUUGGGAGAGAGGAGACUGCUAUAUUGAAAAGCUAAUGAAAAUCUAAACAUGAAUCAAAAAGGUCACUUUUUUGUUUGUUUUUGUUUUUUUUGAGACAGGGUCUCACUGUACAGCCCUAGUUGUACUGGAACUCCCUAUAUACACUAGACUGGCCUCAAAUCCAGAGAGCCACACCUAGCCAGAAGUGUCCUUUAAAUAUUAUACCUGAAUAAAUUUUAAAUUCCCCAACCUGGAUAAAAAUCAGAUAAUCAUUGAGGAAACUUUAACUUUAUAAAUUUCCCAGGCUCCAUUUCAGUUUCUCUAUUGAAUAUCCCAGCAAUCUAUUUUUUUUUAAAUGAGCCUCUCUAACUGGUUUCUAUCAUUAGUCUUAUGUGGCAACUCCUAGUGUGUACUGUGAAGCAUAAGAUAAGGUCACACCAGUCAAUGAAGGGCUGCUCAUUGGCAUGGGGUGGUUUGACCCUGUGCACACCUCUAGCUGUAGAUUUGAAUAGGUGUCCAUUUUAUGGCAUAUUGAUAGGUGGUACUGAGUUUUCUUGGGGGGUGAGAUGGACUGUCACCUUCUAGGAUUUUUUAAAAUUAAGAUUUACUAUGUAUGUGUAUGGAUGUCUUGCCUGAAUGUAUGGCUAUGUACCAUGUGCAUGCCUGGUGCCGACAGAAACCAGAAUAGGCUACAGAUCCUCUGAUAUUGGAGUUACAGAUUGUUCUGAGCCACCAUGUAGGUGCUGGGAGAACCAAGGUUGCCUGCAGGAGUAACGUGUGCUGAGCCAGGUCUCCAGCCUGUUCUUUUAAAGAACUAUUCAGGCAUUGCUGGGUAACAAGGACUGGGGUUCCUCAGCAUGCCACAGGACUUCCUUGCUUUACUUAGUCCAACUUGGUAUGCAUAGUGGUGUGUGUGAUGUGUACAGUUAAAUGAUACUGGGCAUGAAAUAGAUAAUUCUGUCAGCUUUAUAAAGAAAAGGAAGUGGGGUGUGCAGGAAAGAAGACAAAGGCUUUUCCCUUAACAUAAGAAUAAGAAGCUUUAUAAGUUAGGCGAGGUGGUGCACGCCUUUACUCCCAGCACUGGGGAGGCAGAGGCAUGUAGAAGAUCUCUGUGGGUUUGAAACCAGCCUGGUCUGCAUAGCCAGUUCCAGGCCAGCAAAGACUACAGAGUGAGACCCUGUCUGAAAAGAAAAGGAACAUUACACACUACACUAUUUAACUUACACUCACUGAAAUAACAGUGUUCACCGUGGCUUUCCAUCUAAGAAGUCCUAAGCAUGCUGUGUGCAUGAACAGGCCUCCGCUAGGUACAGUGUGCCUUCUAAGAGAUCACUGCACAGCUCUGAUAGACAGGCUCUGUCCCACUGGCCUGCUGGUGGUGGACUCUUCCCAGGAAAGGCUCUAGAACUCAGAACUGCAUGAAGGAGUGAGGACUUUUAGCCCUACUUAAAAUCUCUGCUCUCAGAAUACCUCGCAGAAGUUAACUGAUCCUCUCAGCAUCUCUGUGAGGUAGGUAAGUAAAUCUGAACUGAAGUCAAGAGUUGAGGGCUAACCAGGUUGCUCAGGUCUUCCCAGGCACCAGAGAAGAGAUCCAUGUCCUGGGCCCGCCCAGGAUGUGCUCACGAGGUCCUCGCUUCGUAUUUGAUCACUUGGUAGAAACUGGAAUUUGAUUUAUUAAAUGUUCUUUUUACUUAAGAGAAAUUAGUUCAGAAGCUGAAUUUUGCCUAUAGUUUUGAGAGUCUAAAGUCCCCCUUUUGUCUUCUCCUUUUAGAAGCUGCCAACCUGUGCCAAACCUCCACGGCUGCUACGACACCAGUGACUCUCACUACUCCAUUCAAUAUAACGUCCUCUGUGUCGUCUGGGACUAUGUCAAACCCAGUCACAGUGGCAGCUGCAAUGAGCAUGAGAAGUCCAGUAAAUGUCUCAAGUGCAGUUAAUAUAACCAGCCCAAUGAACAUAGGGCAUCCCGUAACCAUAACCAGCCCCUUAGCCAUGACCUCACCUUUAACACUCACCACCCCAGUCAACCUCCCCACCCCUGUGACCGCCCCAGUGAAUAUAGCACACCCUGUCACCAUCACAUCUCCAAUGAACCUGCCCACUCCUAUGACAUUAGCUGCCCCUCUCAAUAUAGCAAUGAGGCCUGUAGAAAGUAUGCCUUUCUUGCCCCAAGCUUUGCCUACGUCACCGCCUUGGUAAACAGUAUUAUAAAGUCAAAAUUGGGUUAAAGUAAAUAUUUACCAGCAACUUAACCUUAGUUGAUUAAAGCAAAAAGCAGACUAUGAAAUUGGGAGGUUUUAUUAUGUUAGUUAAUAAGAGUGUAGUAGCUCCAAUUUUGCUGGGGUUGUUCAAAGUAGGGUAUAUGUGUAACUUAUCACUGGACCACUUUAGUUUACUCAGAAACCCCUUUAGCUGACACCAUUGCUUAAACAGGAUAGUAGCUGGCAAGACGAAAUGCCAGAAUUAAAACCAAUCAUAAAACCCAUUUCAAAAUAAAAAAGCAUUAUUUGUUUUUAUUAUUAUUUUUAAUACAACAGAAUCAUUUUAUUGUAAACACUAGCAGAGUUCUUCCCUCUGUACAAGGUGGACGGUUUUAACCUGGAGCUCAAGCCCACAGACUGAGAGCUAGUGUAGCAUUGUCUGUGGUUUUGCUCGUAUGAGUGAACAGAGGCAUUGUCAUAAUAAAAUGCAUUUCAGAGAAUAUGCAUUUUACCUUUGGGAAUAUGUUAAUUUCAGGCAGCAUUCCCUAUGGGAAAGGUGAUACCAGCUCUGAUAUGCAAAGCAUAUGAUAAUUUAUCAUUCUAACUUCAACAUAUAAUAGGGAUUGUGACCUGAUAUUUGGAGAUGUAAAUAUUGCUCAGCAUAUUAAUCCUGAUGGAAUAUAGCAUUGUAGUUGACUUUUUAAAAAAAAAAAACAAAAACUUAAAAAAAAACAACAACAAUAAAUUGUGUUUUGAUGAGAAAAGGCUGCAGCUGACUGAGGAGAAGUCAGGUGUGCACGAAGCAGGCUCCUAACGGGUCAGGGGAUCCUGUUCAGGAGGAGUGAGAACUUCGGAAGAGUUUAAAUCUAUUGCUUUAAAUUGGAAGACAUUGGAGGCACUGGGAUGUGAUAUGCCUCUCUCUCUCCCAAUCAACGUCUGUUGAUGUUACAACAGGCACAGAUGUGUUAGAUGCUCACUAGAGUUUAUGUCUUAUAUUAAAUUGUAUACAGUUUUUAUUCUAACCACUAACUAGGUAGUAUGCCCCUUCAGAACAAGCAGAGUGUAUCUUUUCCCCCUCCUUCUGUUUAAUCAAGUAUUGUGCAGAUUUGUUCAACUUUGUAAAUAUGGACAUCACUUUUUUUUUUCCUUUGGAAAAAAAAAAACAACAACAAGCCCUUGUAUCCGCUUUCUGGAGUUUCCAGGGAGGCAGCUGUCUGCAUGCUCCGUGGAAGCCCUGCAGUGAGUGUGCACGCUGAGACUGUGCUUUUUGUUUCUUAGCGGGAAGCUUUAUCCCUGUACAUACAGUAGAAACCAGAAGCUAGGGAAACAGAGACUCUAUGCCAUCACGCCACACUUCAUGUUUUCAAAGCAUCAUGUUAGAGAACAGUUUGUUCAAACCAAGAGGUUGUAAUUGUUUUUUACAUUGCAAUAUGUUUUGGGUCUUUUUCAUUUUUAAUCAUGCAGUUAAGAGAUAUGGGAAUGAGUUUUAGCCCUGCAGAAUGCAUGCAGGACUGUCACAGAAGAUGACUUCCGUUUGUUUAUACCCCACUGUGUCAGUACAAACAUCAAAAUACCAUACGUCUGAGGCAGACUUCCUACAUCAGGGACAGGUAUCUGUGUGUCAUUAUACAAAACAGUUCUAGGGGGAUGAACUACAUAGUAAAAAAAAAUUAAAAUAAAUAGUACCUAGUGUAAAAUAAUUUUAUAAAUGAUCUUUUGUACUUUAGGACAUUAAAUUGUACAACUUUUGUAUAUAAAAAGCUUAGGAACUUUCUGUUUAGCAGGAAGGCAACACAUUCCUACACUUUUAAUGUAUAUGUUUGUUAUAAUGUCCAUGUAAACAUGCCCUAUGUUUGUGCCUUUUAAUUAGUUUGUCUCAAUAAACAAAAUGUAGAGAAAAAUAUGUAGCUAUGACUUUGUUACAACAGUUCUUCUCCACAGUGGAAAAAUGGUUUGUUUUUAAGUGUAGACCAUUAUGUGUGAGCUCCAGCAAGGGCUCAUGGGGGAAGGCCUAGGAAUGGCACUGCGGAGACCCGGGAGGGCAGCGGUCACAUGUGGAGGAAACCUUCAUUUCCUGGCAUGUGCUCUGCUCGUCGGGCCUUGUCAUCUCUGUUGUGCUGGCAGUCAUGGUCCUUAUGGUCAGAUAACCCAGGCUUCCUCUACAGUGGCCAAGGAGCAGUCCUCAAAGUGGGCAGGUGUGGGUCCUUCCCCCAGGCUACAGCGUGGUCAUGAGAUCCUGAAAGUAUUAGUUCUUACAGAAAGAAAAAAAAAAGGAUAUAUACUAGAAAUGGUUGUUUUAUCAAUUCAUUGUAAACAGGAGUGAGACUUCAUUGUAUGACUUCAGUUAAAAUGCUAUUUUGUAUGCAUACUUUAUUCACUUAAGAAGCUUGUCUGCAAUAAUAAAGCCACGUUGUGUCUUCUUUGGGGAGGGAGAGAGUUGAGGCAGGAUGGGUGAGGGUAGGGCAGAGGGGGCACAGAUAGGCCGUGUGGUGAAAUCCUCCCGUGGCCCGGACCUGAAACUGAGUUGUGAUGCUGAUGCUGAGCUGAUUCGCCCGUGUGUCGAAUGCACCAACGGCCACCGUUCUACAGAAAGGCAGAGUAUGGUUUCCCUCCUGGUUGUAACCUGGUGGAGAGCUUUCCCUUAUCAGAUUGGCAGCUAAACAGUUGUAUUAGAUAAUCUUCAAAUCUGACAUCCAGCCUGUUAUGCUUGCUCUAGGGCUCGCUGCUUGGCCUGCAUCUCCCUUCUCCUGUGUAUUCAUUUCCCUCCUAAGGUGUGCUCCUAAAUGAAGGUUUCUAUGUACGCGGAUGAUGAUUUACCUGUCAAUACCAGCACUGUAUUACUAACAUGCAAAAUACUGCAGAUUUAUUUUGACAAAUUAAAGUUAACCAGUCACAACUGUUA